CCUCUAGAACCCAUUUAAUCUCGGAGAAUAUGCAGUGACUGGCCUUCUGGCUCUGCUUCUCAGCUUCUCCAGUGCCGCCCGUCUUCUCUACUACCAAUGGCCUCGCAACCCCUGACAAAUGGCCUGACAAACGGCUCCGCGCACCCCAAGAAGCAGUACCGCGAUGCCGCCGAAGAACGACGAUGCGAACAGCACCAAGCGGAUAUAGUGAUCAUUGGCGCCGGAAUCGCGGGCUGUUCUCUCGCUGUCGCGCUCGGAAACCAAGGGAGAAGUGUCCUCCUGCUUGAGAAAUCGCUCAAGGAACCCGAUCGCAUCGUCGGCGAACUCCUCCAGCCGGGUGGCGUCCUGGCCCUGGAAAAACUUGGAUUGAGGCAUUGCCUGGAGGAUAUUGAUGCUGUCAAGGUGCUGGGAUAUAACGUGAUUUAUCAUGGAGCGCCGGUGCGGAUUGAUUUCCCGAUGGAUUCGAACGAGAAGCUGUUUGAGGGGAGAAGUUUCCAUCACGGCAGAUUUAUCAUGAAGCUACGUGAAGCAGCGAUGUCCACUCCGAAUGUCACCGUGGUGGAGACCAAGGCUGUUUCGUUGGUCAAAUCGACUCAUGGAGAGGGUGUGCUGGGCGUUGAAUGCCUAACGAACGGGAAGAAGGAUUUCUUUUUCGCUCCCCUGACUGUCGUUGCGGACGGAUACAAUUCGGCUUUUAGGAAAGAGUUCCUCCCGCACGCUCCUCGAGUAAAGUCAAAGUUCUGGGGACUUGAGCUUAUCGAUGCCGACCUCCCCAUGCCUUGCUAUGGCCAUGUCGUCCUGAGUGACAGCCCACCCAUCCUCCUAUACCAGAUCGGAACCCACGAGACACGGGCUUUGGUGGACAUACCAGAAAAUCUGCCAUCAGCAUCUGUAAAGAAUGGUGGAGUUAAAGGUCACUUGCGAAACACGGUUCUACCGUCAUUACCCAAGAGCAUUCAGCCGUCCUUUGCCGCAGCGAUUGAUCGAGGCGGUCUCAGAUCCAUGCCUAACUCUUUUCUUCCUCCUGCAACCAACAAGACACCAGGCCUUAUGUUCUUGGGAGACUCGCUCAAUAUGCGUCACCCAUUGACUGGCGGUGGCAUGACAGUUGCGUUCAACGACAUAGUCGCCCUGCGAGAGCUACUCAGCCCGGAGGCUGUUCCCAACUUUUCCGAUACGAACCUAGUUCUGAAGCAAUUGUCGAAAUUCCACUGGAAGCGAAAGGACUCGUCUUCUGCAAUAAACAUUCUAGCACAAUCAUUAUACGCCCUCUUCGCUGCUGGUAACUCUGACCUGAAAGUCCUUCAACGCGGCUGCUUCCGCUACUUUCAGCUGGGCAUCCUCGAUGGCCCCAUUGGUCUAUUGUCAGGACUGGUUCACCGGCCCCUUGUUCUCUUCCGCCACUUCUACUCCGUCGCGUUUCUCUCUAUAUGGCUCCUGCUGCGCAGCGCACCGCCAUACAUGCUUCCCUUAACGAUUUUCCAAUGCAUUUCGGUAUUCAUUACGGCGUGCAGAGUGAUUCUCCCAUUCAUUUUUGCGGAGUUAAAGAAUUAAGACGUAUACACUGGGUAUGAUUUACGUGGGGAACCUGUUACCGGAGUUUCGUAAACCCCCCUCCCCAAUAUCUCCGUUCUUGUGUUUCGACUUUCAGCGUCUAUCUCCUUUAUUAAUAUGCCUUCUAUAUGUUGUUCUUUAUUCUUUAUUCUUUGUUCUCUUUUCUUUUUUUCCCUUUUUUUUUUUUUUUAAGGGGAGGAAGGAAUAUUUACAUCCACUCUGGGUAUUCUUUAUUUUUUGACACGUUGACCCGAUUAAACACUUAUCUAAUGACCCAAUGCUUCGAAUUUUCUGCCACAUGUGUUAUAUUAUGCUUUUAGUCGCAUCUGUACCCCUCUUGAACGUACCGAAUAGCAUCAGGGUUACUGUUGUAAUAGCUACUGAUCUUUUUUAUUUUCUCAUCAUCCUAUUUUUUAUAUUUCUAUACUAGUAUAGAUUUUUGAACUAGAAUCUAAUUCAUUAGACAUGACGUCCCAGUUGCAUCGUCAUCUGUAUUCAUACCUAUUUACAUACAAGAUAAAUAUCCCUUAUCCCCAAAUAUUAUUUUUUCGCCCACUGUGAUGUGAUCAUUUCAGAUACACAUGGAAAUAUCUAAUACGAGAUCAGGCCCAUUGUUGAAAAAACAAAUAAAAGAAAAAAAAAGGC
Messenger RNA from Coccidioides immitis RS, 2199 nucleotides. Its product is annotated as squalene epoxidase. Lineage: Eukaryota; Fungi; Ascomycota; Eurotiomycetes; Onygenales; Onygenaceae. The transcript is spliced from 2 exons. The coding region runs from base 97 to 1554 and encodes 485 amino acids. The record is from RefSeq and is a predicted model, not a curated record. Gene Ontology annotation, molecular function: flavin adenine dinucleotide binding; squalene monooxygenase activity. Gene Ontology annotation, cellular component: membrane; endoplasmic reticulum. Gene Ontology annotation, biological process: ergosterol biosynthetic process.